GGCAGCUCAGCCUCAACACGGGAUCGAUGAAGUUGUUUCAAAGAUGGCGGACUUCCUGCCGUCCCGCUCCAUUUUAUCCGUUUGUUUCCCAAACUGUCUCCUGACGAGCGGCGAGGCGGAGCAGCUGCGCAAGUCCAAGGAGAUAGACAAGUGUAUCAACCGGGAUAAGACGUACGUGAAGCGGCUGGUGAAGAUCCUGCUGCUGGGCGCGGGGGAGAGCGGAAAGUCCACUUUCCUCAAGCAGAUGCGCAUCAUCCACGGACGAGACUUCGACCAGAGGGCCAAGGAGGAGUUCCGGGCCACCAUCUUCAGCAAUGUCAUCAAAGGGGUCCGAGUGUUAGUGGAUGCUAGAGAGAAACUGCACAUCCCGUGGGGCAACCCGUCCAACCAGCACCACGGGGACACCAUGAUGGCGUUUGACACCCGCUCAGCCAUGGCUCAGGGUCACGGCAUGGUGGAGCCCAAGGUCUUCCAGCACUACCUGCCGUCCAUCCAGGCCCUGUGGGCCGACCAGGGCAUCCAGAACGCCUACGACCGCCGCCGGGAGUUCCAGCUGGGGGAGUCAGUCAAGUAUUUCCUGGACAAUUUGGAUAAACUGGGACAGACGGACUACCUUCCCAGCCAGCAGGACAUCCUCCUGGCCAGGAAGCCCACCAAGGGCAUCCACGAGUACAACUUUGAGAUCAAGAACGUGCCCUUCAAGAUGGUAGACGUGGGGGGCCAGCGCUCGGAGAGGCGGCGCUGGUUCGAGUGCUUCGACUCGGUCACGUCCAUCCUGUUCCUCGUUUCCUCCUCGGAGUACGACCAGGUGCUGAUGGAGGACCGGCAGACCAACCGGCUGAGCGAGUCCCUCAACAUCUUCGAGACCAUCGUCAACAACCGGGUGUUCAGCAACGUCUCCAUCAUCCUGUUCCUCAACAAGACGGACCUGCUGGAGGAGAAGGUGAAGCAGGUCUCCGUCAAGGACUACUUCCCCGAGUUCACGGGCGACGCCGGCAGCCCGGCCGACGUGCAGCGCUUCCUGGUGGAGUGCUUCCGGAAAAAGCGCCGCGAGCAGCAGCAGAAGCCGCUGUACCACCACUUCACCACGGCCAUCAACACGGAGAACAUCCGCCUGGUGUUCCGCGACGUCAAGGACACCAUCCUGCACGACAACCUCAAGCAGCUGAUGCUGCAGUGAGGGGGGGGCCGGAGGGUCGGGGGGGGAGCGUGGGCAGCCCUCACCCUGCCUCCUCCACCUGUACCUGAACUUGAACUGUGUAUUAAAGCCACCACUACUCCGCCAUUCCCCCCUCCACGCUUGCUCCGCCCCGCUGGGCUCCUUCACUGACUCCUCCGAGCCAGCUGAGCCCCCGCCCCGAUUCAGAACCACUGUAAACCACUUAGAGCCCGGCCCCCGGCCCCCGGCCCCCGCCCAGCUCCUCUCUGGUGGGGUUUGCUGCUCUGACCGCCAGCAGGAGGACAGGUUUGUUACCAGAUGUUGCCUUUCCUGUGCAGAACUUCCCCAGCACGGCCUUGUGUCUGACUCCUGGGGGGGGCGGAGCACACACGGAUUCAGAUAGGAAUUCUUGUCUCCAAGUCCACUUUUAGUUUUCUAAUCUACUUCCUUUUUCUAAUCUCUGAAUAUACUGUAUGUACGUACGUUUUUCCUUUAACUUAUAUUUGACGGGGUUCACACGCUGCAGAUUUGUGACUGCCGCUUGGACCCCGGUGCAGUUAUUUAAAGUGUUUAUGGGCCUUUUUGGUGAUGGAGCGCAGACACAAACAUGACCCACGUGUUGGAUGAAACCCCUGCCGUGCUAACAGAGAGUUUCUCAGGGCUGAUUCUGAACCACUGUUCUCCAAACGGAGCCGCCUCCGCGCUAACGGGGACUCCCAACAUAGACGUAUAAACGUAUCCUCCCAUGGAGCUGCUGCGAUACAUCAACGUCGCCGCCAUAUUGGAUGUUCAAGACUGCGCUGUAAACUAAUACAAGUAA
Messenger RNA from Cololabis saira (Pacific saury), 1979 nucleotides. RefSeq names its product guanine nucleotide binding protein (G protein), alpha 13b (gene gna13b). The record is from RefSeq and is a predicted model, not a curated record. Gene Ontology annotation, molecular function: G-protein beta/gamma-subunit complex binding; D5 dopamine receptor binding; GTPase activity. The coding region runs from base 44 to 1180 and encodes 378 amino acids. Gene Ontology annotation, cellular component: heterotrimeric G-protein complex; brush border membrane. NCBI's taxonomy places the organism in Eukaryota, Metazoa, Chordata, Actinopteri, Beloniformes, Belonidae. The transcript is spliced from 5 exons. Gene Ontology annotation, biological process: adenylate cyclase-activating G protein-coupled receptor signaling pathway; Rho protein signal transduction.